AUGCCUGGUGAAAAGUCUGCCAUGUUGAAAGAAGAGUUUUUUUGCCUGUUGCAACAUCAGGAGGGUGAAAAGGAGAAGCAGCAAGUUUGCCAGUCAGUCAUCUUCAUAUUGUGGAUGGCGUGGGAUCAGAACCGGACGAGCCCGGGGCCCGGAGGCGGCUGCCCCCCCGUGGGCAUCCAGCUGGAGGGCGUCAUUCUGCCGCCGGUCCUCACGGUGGACGUGGUUCUGGGCCUGCUGGGGAACACGCUGGCUCUGUGGAUCUUCUGCUUCCGGACCAAGUCGUGGAACCCCAACAACUUGUUCCUCUUCAACCUGGUCGUGGCCGACUUCCUGGCGCUGGUCAGUCUGCCUCUGAGGAUCCACGCCUUGCUCAAAGGCUACUGGGUGUUUGGGGACGCCGUGUGCCGCCUCAACCUCUUCCUCAUGUUCUCCAACCGCACCGCCAGCAUCGCCCUCAUGACCGUGGUGGCGUUGUACCGGUACUUCAAGGUGGUCCACCCGCACACCUGCUUCACCCGCAUGAGCAGGAGCCAGGCCGGGAAGUUGUCGGUGCUGGUGUGGCUGCUGGUGGUCAGUCCCCGCCUGCCAAUGCUGGCCUACGACCACAUCAAGGGCGGCGGCAACGCCACGCAGUGCUUCUUCUUCACGUCCUACAAGGAGGCGUCGCGGGGCAUCCUGGUCCUGGUGGCCGUGCACCGCGUCCUGACCGUGCUGGAGUUCCUGCUCGCCAUGGCCGUGCUGAUCUACUGCUCCGUGCGCAUCUCCCGCGUCCUGAGGGGGCACCAGAUGGGCAGUGCCCACAAGUUGCGGCGGGCCAUGCGGGUGUGCGUGGCCAUCGUGGUGGUCUUCCUGGUGUGCUUCCUGCCCACCACCGUCACCACCGUGGGCGUGUGGGUCAUCCGCUCCUACCGCCCGUGGGACUGCGGCGCCUUCUACACCUUCACGCAGCUCACCAUCGUGUCCCUGGGCCUCAACUUCCUCAACUCCGCCCUGGACCCCGUGGUCUACGUCUUCUCCAGCUCCAUGUUCAGGAGGGCCCUCCUCGGCGCCGCGCCCCGCUGCCUGCGCUGCGGGCGUGACGAGGGGGAGUCCUCUUCUGCGUCCCAGUCCACCAGCCAGCAGGAGCUCAAGUCUCUGAGGACCAGCAGAGUCAGUGAAGCCACCUGAGGAACAACAAACUGUAUUUGCCCACAACACAAAACUCAUCAGGACCAUCUUUGUCACUUCAGUCUCCUCUCCUGGUUUUACAAGACGGAGUGGACUUCAUCGCCCUCUAAUGGACACACUGCUCAACUGCAGGCUCCUUAGUUCCACUACACUGUCCAAACUAAAAACUCUUAUUUUGAUGGUUUUCAUUUCCAAAACCAACUUAAUAUACUUUUUUACCCUCUCCCUCCCUUGAAGUUUGGUCAUAAAAAUGUUCUAAAUAUUUAUUUAUCUUCCAGUUCUUAAAUCUCUCCAUCAGUUUCAGAUCUAUCAGUCGUUAUAAAGUUAAAUUUGUUUAUGUCUCUUUUUAUUUAAGAAAAUCCUGUUUUAUUGUGGCAGACACACAAAAUAUGCAAUUGUAUUUCCUCCCCCAAAAAUGUUGAAAUUGUAAUAUUUGAUGUGAUGUAAUCGGAGUCUUAAAUAUGUCAAUAAUUCUUAACAUUGAUUUUGAUUCAUUAUUAUUUUUUGAGCAAUGAGAGUUUUAAACAAAAAUCCCACAAAAAUUCUUAUGGAUCCAAAAAUAAGUUAUUUAUAUUUUUUUUAAAUGGUAUUUUUUCUUCCUCUAACGCUUAAAUCUUUUAAUCCACUUCCGGUCUAGCCGUUGAUUAUACGUUUUUAUUAUUUUUUUAUGUUUUUAAUGCCUUUUUUGUCAGAGAAACCUUUGUUUUUUUAUGGUAAACACACAAAAUAUGCAAUAUUUUCCCCAAAACUAUUUCAAAGUGUAAAGUAAUUGAAGCUUUAAAUAUGUCAAUAAUUUCUAACAUUGAUUUUGAUUCAUCAU
Molecule: messenger RNA, 1987 nt
Organism: Entelurus aequoreus (snake pipefish)
Lineage: Eukaryota; Metazoa; Chordata; Actinopteri; Syngnathiformes; Syngnathidae
Product: hydroxycarboxylic acid receptor 2-like
Exons: 2
Coding region: 1-1167 (388 amino acids)
Biological process (GO): G protein-coupled receptor signaling pathway
Cellular component (GO): membrane
Molecular function (GO): G protein-coupled receptor activity
Source: RefSeq, a predicted model, not a curated record